Molecule: messenger RNA, 840 nt
Organism: Fusarium sp. VM40
Lineage: Eukaryota; Fungi; Ascomycota; Sordariomycetes; Hypocreales; Nectriaceae
Source: the annotation of a GenBank genome assembly
AUGCUCCGACCGAGAUCAAGGGCUUCCCGCCUGGCUUUUGGCCUUGGCAUGCGCUCAACUGUCAAUGCCCGCCGUUCAAUCCAUCAUGUGCCUGAGCUGCCGCAUGAUUAUUCCCAGGGUGUUCCCAACCUUAUGAGCCCUGGAGGUUUUAAUAUUGCUUGGUCCGAAUACAUGAAGCUCACAGUGGAGAAGCUCAAUGCUUUGACUGUCGGUACCGAGCUCGAGGAUAAGGACACAAAGACAAUUGCCCUCAUGACAGCCCGUGAGCCCAACCAGGCCCCCAUCUUCAACUAUGCCUCGAUGGCGCACAACAACCACUUCUUCUUUCAGGGCAUCUCCCCCGAAGGCACCCCCAUGCCUGAUGCCCUUCGCAGCGAACUCGAGGCCUCAUUCUCCUCUAUCGAGACCCUCCGCCGCGAAUUCAUUAUCACCGCUUCCGCCAUGUUCGGCCCCGGUUUCCUCUGGCUCGUCAAGGCCGGCCCCGGCGACUACCGCCUCCUCCCCACCUACCUCGCCGGCUCUCCCUAUCCCGGCGCUCACUGGCGUGCCCAGUCCACCGACAUGAACGCUGUCGGCAAGGACGGCUCUGCCCGCACCUUUAUGAACAACCAGGCCUACGGCGCCAACAAGCGAACCGGCGAUCUUCCCCCAGGUGGCAUUGAGCUCGAACCCCUCCUGUGUCUAAACACCUGGGAGCACGCGUGGCUACUGGAUUGGGGUGUUGGUGCUGGCGGUCAGGGUGGAAAGGUUGCCUUUGCCGAGUCAUGGUGGAAACUCAUUGAUUGGGAGAAGGUGGCCCAGAAGUCGGGAGUGCUACGACCUGACUUCAAGUCGGCGUAA